Colletotrichum acutatum is the source of this 993-nucleotide messenger RNA. RefSeq lists its product as uncharacterized. The record is from RefSeq and is a predicted model, not a curated record. Bases 1 to 993 code for a protein of 330 amino acids. Lineage: Eukaryota; Fungi; Ascomycota; Sordariomycetes; Glomerellales; Glomerellaceae. The transcript has 2 exons.
AUGCACUCUCCGCCGGCCCAGCAGUCGUUCUUGGUGUACAUGUUUGUUGCCAAUACACAAUUCGUCCUAAGCCUUUUUGGAAGCGCUGUACUGCUGCUCAUGAUCCUGUUGAAAUACGUCCACUCGCGACGGAACCUCACGAGUUGGAACGUGCUCUACGGGAACCCGGAUAUGAACUCUUCGCUACCAAGCAGCAAUAACGGCGGUAGCAGCGUCAAGGCACGGUCCGUCUGGCUGGGCAGUGGCUCAAGCCGCGGUGGGCGAAGUCGAGCGUACAGCGGUGCUGGCACCAAUAAUACAUAUGACAGAUGGUUGGUGAUCCGACUGUCGAUCGCCUUCGCGGUGCUCUGUGUGUUUGAGUACACAAACGUGAUACCGCGCAUCGCCGCGGCAAGCCACACCAUCGACACCGCCGACAACUUGGAGCCCGACCUCAGCGUGAGACGAGCACGUUCCAGUAUCAGGGGAUACGUUGCCGGCGUGACACCAAGCCUAGUCGCCUUUCUCGUCUUCGGGACGACCAAGACUUUUCAAUGCAAAAUUCACGACACCUUUAUGCCAAAGGGAUUCUCGAGGCGGAAUAGGCAGAAACGGAACCUGUCCCUCUCUUUGAGAGACUCGGCCGCCGCGUCCCCGCCCCAUCCACCAGCUCGGCGCCCGCAGCAAGUAGACGAGUUCUCCCUCACCGACAUGAGCCCGAAGUUUCUUCAGAGCGACACCUACAACCCCCGGUUUCCGUCUGAUGGCAGCGUUAGUCCGAGGCUACCGUACGGAAACCAUGCAAGCCCUGGAUCGAGUCUCGGCACGUCGAGGGGUGUGCUCCCGCCUAGGGCUCACAUCAACCAUGCUGGACAGUUUCUGAGCCAGGGAGUCGGUGCGCCCUAUCCGCGGGCACCCAGCGCUAGUUCCAGUCCGAGUCUACAGUCAAAGUUUUCAGUGUACGGGCGCCCCGAAGCACGGGUCAUGGCUCCUCCUCGGACACCAUACGAGUAG